AUGGACGCACCAGUGGUGCCAGUGGUGCAUAUGGCAUUGCUAACCAGUGCGCUUGACAUCAUCGACAUCGAGCUGGUCUGCCUCGUGGAAGAUGUCCAAGAUGCUGGGCACCAGGGCACAGCGGUACUCACAUACUGUGAGAGGGUGUCCAAGAGACGCAGAGUUCUCAACAAUCUCAAGCAGACCGACAUGUAUCACCUCGCCAAAGCGAAUGUGGCCAAAAUAGCUGCCAAAGAGAAUGAUGGCAACAUGAACUCGAACAAUAUGAACUCGAACAACAAGAAGUCUGGACCUGGUCUCCCCAGUCCUCCGAUGACACCACGAGAUAUUGAGGACAUGUCAAAGAGAGAUUGGGAGAAACAGUUUUUUGUCUUCAAGACCAGACUACGUGAGUAUGCCCAGUGCAUGCAGGCUAAGGCGACUCCGGAUGCUGCUUUUCGAGCCGCUGAGAGACAGCUCAUCGAUUUGCUCGGUGCAGCUCCGCUCGAUGACGAUCCCAUCGAGGAGCCCUCGCCGCAAAGCGGUGCCAAGGAGAACUUUGCCCUGCACCUUGAAUAUCGCGGCUGCCCAACUCGGGAGAUCGAGACAGAGGUGGGCUUCGGCGUUACUUGCUCUGCCGCUGCGCGCCCAAAGGGAGUGACGCGCACAGGGAGGGCCUUGUCGUCGACGGUAGCAACGAGACACCCGAAGAGGCAAUCCUCCGCAUUAACCACGAGAUUAGCGAGGCGAUCGAGUCGGACGAUGCGGUCAGAGCUGCGCAGGCGCAGCGCGAACUCGGAAAGAUCCACCUGGACAAGCCGUCCGUGGCCUGUCGCCACCUCAUUCGCGAGGACUGCUUUUCUGCGUCGGCAAUGCUCCGCUUAG
Molecule: messenger RNA, 864 nt
Organism: Symbiodinium sp. CCMP2592
Lineage: Eukaryota; Dinophyceae; Suessiales; Symbiodiniaceae
Source: the annotation of a GenBank genome assembly